This is a messenger RNA of Odontomachus brunneus, 1267 nucleotides long. Its product is annotated as ankyrin repeat domain-containing protein 16-like. Gene Ontology annotation, molecular function: protein binding. The coding region runs from base 161 to 1177 and encodes 338 amino acids. The transcript is spliced from 4 exons. NCBI's taxonomy places the organism in Eukaryota, Metazoa, Arthropoda, Insecta, Hymenoptera, Formicidae. The record is from RefSeq and is a predicted model, not a curated record.
ACAAGUUUGUGAGCUUAGUCGUCUGGCGCCAGCACGCGCCGGUCGCUCCAGCUGAAAAGUGACGUGUGUUUAUGACAUGUGUUUGCUGUUUCAUUAAAUAAAAUUGGUAACGUUUUAAAGACGAAGUCGAGUUAAAUAUAAUUCGCAUGGUUCUCAAGGCAUGUUUCAUAACGUAGCAAUGACAGACGUUACCAGUGUGUCACGUAGUUUCUUGCGUGCGUGCCAAAGCGGAGACGUACGUAGAGUGGAAACCCUCGUUGUAAAACAUGGAAUUUGCGAUUGGUGCGACUUCCGACACUCGGACUCCGGCGACACCGCGCUGCACGUGGCGGCACGAGCUGGCAAUAUGAACGUGGUGAAGUACCUGUGCGAGCAUUUUGAUAUGCCGACGUUUAAAGUCGACGUCGCCAACAAGGAUAUGAAGAGGCCUUUGCACGAAGCCGCGCAAUUUGCACGAGAAGACGUCCUAAAGUAUCUAUUGGAGAAAGGUGCGUCGGUGGACGCUUUGAAGCGCGGCGAUUGGACGCCUCUGAUGCUCGCAUGCACGAAAAGCGGCCACGCAGCUUUCCAAUGCAUCGUUACCCUUCUGAUGGGUAAGGCUAAUGCACGUUUACGCAAUAAAGACGGCUGGACGCCGUUACUCAUCGCUUGUCGAGCCGGUGAUGAAAACGUGAUCGAUUUAUUAUUGACGCACAUGCCAGAGUCCAUUGACGAUCGGAGCAAUAAUGGUCGCAGUGCGUUGCACAUUGCUGCAUUUCACGGUCAUGAGAGAGUAAUUAACUCCCUCGUCGUGUUGAGACCGAGUCUGCUAAACUCACAGGACUCCGCGGGUUCCUCGCCGCUUCACGAAGCGAUGAAAAGCGGCAACGUGAACGCAGCGAGACGCAUCGUACAUCUGGGCUCCGAUGUCAGUCUCGUAGACAAUGUCGGUCAAACUGUUCUGCACGUAGCCGCGUUAACUGGCAACGCGAAAGCUGUUGAAUACAUUUUGGAGCACAAUUUGAUUGACGUGAAUCGCGAAGCUUCUUUCGGCAUCACUCCGUUAAUGGCAGCUCGAAGGAGUAAUCACAGUGACGUUAUCGAUAUACUGACGAAAAGUGGCGCAAAAAUAUCCUGUUUUCGUGGAUUUGCUAAGAAGAAAAUUCUCAACAAGAAUACGGUUGUAUCAAAUCGAUAAAUUUUUUAAUUAGCAAAGUUUUCCAACAAAUUAUGUCCGUAUCUAUGGUUAAGGACGGAUGAGAAACAUACACGCAUUUUAUUCAGAGAU